AAUGGAGGCCUCUCAUUGGCCGAAUAAUCGACCGUCGGUCUGAGGCGGUCGCUGCCCAAGUUAAUUCCUCUCGACCGCCCACGGCUCUGACUUUCCUUCCCUCUACAACGCAGUCACACCAUACCACCCACCAUGCCGCCUAAAAAGACCGGGGCUGAAAAGCGCGCUCGCACCGUCGCAGCGCGUAAGGCCAAGCGCCUCAAGACUCUGGGGGAGAGCGGCGGCUCCCCCAAUCCUAACGAGAAUCCCGCUUCGGGCGGUGACGGCCUUUUGGCCGAAGGAGAUACCCAGGAGGCGGGUGAAGGUGAGGGUGGUUCACAGCCCCCUCCCUCGCUCCCUCCUGGCGGGCGCGGAGUGGUCCCCCCGUACCCUCCCGGCACACCUGGUGCCGAGGAGCUUCUCGAGCGGGUGCCGCCUCCGUUCGGUUCUACUUGCCUUGGGUGUAUCAAAAGCGCCCUUAGCGGCCGUUCGGAGGGCUGGUGUCUCCCGGGCUCGCGUGGAGGGCGGAAGUGUGCCCUCUGCCAGCGUAAUAAGAAGUCUGGCUGCGCUCCUAUUCCUGAGGGGCGUACACGUGAGCUCGGUGAGAAGUUCCUGCGCCUCAAGCGGGCGAGCAAGGAGACCCCGGCGACGCCGGUAAAACGUUGCGUGAGGCUCUUGAGAGCGACGGCCUCAUGGGUGAGGGUGGAGGUGAAGGGGCUCGUGUAGACGAGGCUUUGGUGAGAGAGGCGUCUAUGGGCGCUCUCUCUGUGCUGGAAGCUUCGUUGAAAGAGCCAGUUGAGGACGUGAAGGUGUCGGCUGCUUCG
Colletotrichum phormii is the source of this 803-nucleotide messenger RNA. RefSeq lists its product as uncharacterized. The record is from RefSeq and is a predicted model, not a curated record. The coding region runs from base 133 to 705 and encodes 190 amino acids. The transcript has 5 exons. NCBI's taxonomy places the organism in Eukaryota, Fungi, Ascomycota, Sordariomycetes, Glomerellales, Glomerellaceae.